Gastrolobium bilobum is the source of this 656-nucleotide messenger RNA. RefSeq lists its product as uncharacterized. The transcript is spliced from 3 exons. The coding region runs from base 65 to 526 and encodes 153 amino acids. Lineage: Eukaryota; Viridiplantae; Streptophyta; Magnoliopsida; Fabales; Fabaceae. The record is from RefSeq and is a predicted model, not a curated record.
AACAUUCACAACACAUCACAUAUCAGACCAGGCCUACACAAUCCGCCAAAAGGAGAAUGGAUGAAUGAUAAUUGAAGGAGUGAUGGAGGAGAAAAAUAAAGGAGAGCGAUGGAGCGGAGCGAUGACAAAUCUGACAGAAAUGGGUUCGAAUCUGGAGUCACUCCAGAAGCUUCUUCUCACCAAAGCUGUUUUCGUUGACGACGACACCUUUUCCAAAGCCUCUCUCACCGCUGAACAAGCCCGCACCAUCAAGGUUUUGGAGCAGAGAGUGGAGACUUUGGAAAGAGAACUUGAUGCUGCUAUCACUGCUGCUGCUCGUGCUCGUUCCGAGAAACGACAAGCUGAAGCAUCUCAGAAAGCAGCUGAAUUACGCUCUCAAGAGGUUACUACUGAGCUUGAGAACACCACAAAGGUGUUUGAACUUCACAUGGAAGAACUGCGGGCAAAGCAAGAAGAAAUAGCUAAGCGUGAUAAUGACAUAAAACUUUUGGAAGCUAUUAUUCAAACACUUGGAGGAAAAGUAUGACUUUUUACAAAAAAACACUUGUUCUAGGUGUGGUCAAUACCCUACCCCCUUUCAUUACCAUGUAAAUUGAAUCAUGCUUGUAAGUGAAGAUUGUUAUCUUAAGACUGUAAUAAAUGUUAUUGUUUCUAUA